Molecule: messenger RNA, 4389 nt
Organism: Zalophus californianus (California sea lion)
Lineage: Eukaryota; Metazoa; Chordata; Mammalia; Carnivora; Otariidae
Product: KIAA0319 like
Exons: 21
Coding region: 221-3382 (1053 amino acids)
Cellular component (GO): plasma membrane; cytoplasmic vesicle
Source: RefSeq, a predicted model, not a curated record
GGCCGCGGUCGCUGUCCUGGGAGGCUGAGGCGAGAGGGAGCUGUCCGGGUGGGGAGCCCGCACUACCUUCUUCCUUUUCCUCCUCCUCCUCCUCCGGGUGAGGGGAGCGAAGGUUGGGGCCCCGACCCCAUGGACCGGGAGGAGGCGGAGGCUGCCGAGAGCCGGGGCCCCGCUGUGUGGCCCUGAGCCCCGUGAACUGGUUCCGCCUGUCUGGAAGGCCAUGGAGAAGAGGCUGGGAGUCAAGCCAAGCCCUGUUUCCUGGAUUUUAUUGGGAUUUUGUUGGCAGAUAUCCAUGAAAUGGUUGAGAAGCCUGUACCUGUUUUAUACUUGCUUCUGCUUCAGUGCUCUGUGGUUGUCAACAGAUGCCAGUGAGAGCAGGUGCCAGCAGGCGAAGACAGAAUUUGGAGUUGGCCUGAGAUCUGGGGGAGAAAAUCACCUCCGGCUUCUUGAAGGAGCCCCCUCUCUCCAGUUGUGUUGGGCUGCCUGCUGCCAGGACCCUGCCUGCCAUGCCUUUUGGUGGUUAGAAGGGAUGUGCAUUCAGACAGAUUGCAGCAGGCCCCAGAGCUGCCGCACUUUUAGGACGGACUCUUCCAAUUCCAUGCUGGUGUUUUUAAAAAAAUUCCAAACUACAGAUGAUUUGGGCUUUCCACCUGAAGAUGAUGUACCGCAUAUUCUGAGGCUAGGUUGGAGCAGGACAUCUUGGAGGAGACAGAGUCCACCCAGACCCACUGUAUCUUCCAGGGACCAUCCGAGCUUAACCAGGAAGCUUUGGAAGAGAGAUAGUCCCAGCGAAGAAGUAACUACACAUAUGGUGACACAGCAUUCUGAAAUGAAUGACUCCAAAGAAGUAGGUUAUCUGAAUACCAGUGGUUCUGCAGAGGUCCACAAGGCAGUUGUAAUUUCCAGUCCCUUGACCCCCGUCCUGACUGCGGAGAUUCCUGGUUGGUCAAAGAAUAUGUCAGUCCAGCAUGAGACAUCAGAGGAUCCUGGUACUAUGCCUAGCACUCAGCAAGUAAAAAGCCUUGGGAAAAUUCAGAUUUCUACCCCUUUGCCAGUGGCUCCCUCCUACAGUUAUGCUACCCCUAACCCCCAGGCCUCUUUCCAGAUCACCUCAGCACCAUACCCAGUUAUAAAGGAACUGGUGGUAUCUGCUGGAAAAAGUGUCCAGAUGACCCUGCCUAAGAAUGAAGUUCAGUUAAAUGCAUAUGUUCUCCAAGAACCACUUGAAGGAGAAACCUACACCUACGACUGGCAGCUGAUUACUCAUCCUAAAGACUACAGUGGAGAGAUGGAAGGGAAACAUUCCCAGAUCCUCAAACUGUCCAAGCUUACUCCAGGCUUAUAUGAAUUCAAAGUGAUUGUAGAUGGUCAAAAUGCCCAUGGGGAAGGCUAUGUGAACGUGACGGUAAAACCAGAGCCCCGGAAGAAUCAGCCUCCCGUUGCCAUCGUGUCGCCACAGUUCCAGGAGAUCUCUCUACCAACCACUUCCACAGUCAUUGAUGGCAGCCAAAGCACUGAUGAUGAUAAAAUCGUCCAGUACCAUUGGGAGGAACUUAAGGGACCUCUGAGAGAAGAGAAGAUUUCUGAAGACACGGCCAUAUUAAAACUAAGUAAGCUCGUCCCUGGGAACUACACUUUCAGCUUGACGGUAGUAGACUCUGAUGGAGCAACCAGCUCUACCACUGCAAGCCUGAUGGUGAACAAAGCGGUGGAUUAUCCCCCUGUGGCCAAUGCGGGCCCCAACCAAGUGAUCACCCUGCCCCAAAACUCCAUCACCCUCUUUGGGAACCAGAGCACUGAUGAUCAUGGCAUCACCAGCUAUGAAUGGUCACUCAGCCCAAGCAGCAAGGGGAAAGUGGUGGAGAUGCAGGGGGUUAGAACCCCAACCCUGCAGCUCUCUGCCAUGCAAGAAGGAGACUACACUUACCAGCUCACAGUGACUGACACCAUAGGACAGCAGGCCACCGCCCAAGUGACUGUUAUCGUGCAGCCUGAAAACAACAAGCCUCCACGGGCAGAUGCAGGCCCAGAUAAAGAGCUAACCCUUCCCGUGGACAGCACAACCCUGGAUGGCAGCAAAAGCUCUGAUGAUCAGAAAAUUAUCUCCUAUCUCUGGGAGAAAACACAGUUUCUGUCUCUGUCCAGGGGACCCGAUGGCGUGCAGCUCGAGAAUGCUAAUGGCAGUGUCGCCACUGUGACAGGGCUACAAGUAGGAACCUACGUGUUCACCUUGACUGUCAAAGAUGAGAGGAACCUGCAAAGCCAGAGUUCUGUGAAUGUCAUUGUCAAAGAAGAAAUGAACAAACCACCUCUAGCCAAGAUAACUGGGAAUGUGGUGAUUACCUUGCCCACGGACACAGCAGAACUGGACGGCUCCAAGUCCUCAGAUGACAAGGGAAUAGUCAGCUACCUCUGGACCCGAGAUGAGGGGAGCCCAGCAGCAGGGGAGGUGCUAAAUCACUCUGACCACCACCCGAUCCUCUUUCUUUCCAACCUGGUUGAAGGGACCUACACAUUUCACCUGCAUGUGACUGAUGCGAAGGGGGAGAGUGACAUGGAUCGGACCACUGUGGAGGUGAAGCCUGAUCCCAGGAAAAACCACCUGGUGGAGAUCAUCUUGGAUGUCAACGUCAGUCAGCUAACUGAGAGGCUGAAGGGAAUGUUCAUCCGCCAGAUUGGGGUCCUCCUGGGGGUGCUGGAUUCCGACAUCAUUGUGCAAAAGAUUCAGCCGUACACGGAGCAGAGCACCAAGAUGGUAUUUUUUGUCCAAAACGAGCCUCCCCACCAGAUCUUCAAAGGCCAUGAGGUGGCAGCGAUGCUCAAGAGUGAGCUGCGGAAGCAGAAAGCAGACUUUCUGAUAUUCAGAGCCCUGGAAAUCAAUACUGUCACAUGCCAGUUGAACUGUUCUGACCAUGGCCACUGUGAUUCAUUCACCAAACGCUGUAUCUGUGACCCUUUCUGGAUGGAGAACUUCAUCAAGGUGCAGCUGAGGGAUGGAGACAGCAACUGUGAGUGGAGCGUGUUGUAUGUUAUCAUUGCCUCCUUUGUCAUUGUUGUCGCCCUGGGAAUCCUGUCCUGGACGGUGAUCUGUUGUUGUAAGAGGCAGAAAGGAAAACCCAAGAGGAAAAGCAAGUACAAGAUCCUGGAUGCCACGGAUCAAGAGAGUCUGGAACUGAAGCCAACCUCCCGAGCAGGCAGCAAACAGAAGGGCCCGAUGCUGAGCAGCAGCCUGAUGCGCUCCGAGUCGGAGCUGGACAGCGAUGACGCCAUCUUCACGUGGCCAGACCGAGAGAAGGGCAAACUCCUGCAUGGUCAGAAUGGCUCCGUGCCCAAUGGGCAGACCCCACUCAAGGCCAGGAGCCCACGGGAGGAGAUCUUGUAGCCACUUGGUCUGCGUCCUCAGGGUAGGAGUGGGCAGUGCCAGGGUCCAGAGCAUUGCCCGGAGCUUCUCAGAGCUCCCCGUGUGUGGGCAGCGGUUGUCCCAGCGUCUGCUGGUCACUCCACCCUCAUACCCCCCACCAGAGCUGCUGGUACUUGAAUGCAGAGACAUUCUCCAGGAACCCUGAAUGAAGCUGUGAACGAAGAGGUUUCCUCUGUAAACCCUUCUGGUAGCCCCCCGCGCCCCCCCAACGUCCUCACCUCAGGGCCUCCUUCCCCGCAAACUCCUCCCCUGCUCUAAGGGCCAUCCAGGCAGCUCCCAGCCUCCUCUCCAGCUCCCUGUCGGCAGCGUUGUGGCUCCCAGGGCGCCUGCACAGCAAGGCCCGGCUGCGCCCCAACACCUGGCUGCGGAGCCAAGCGCGACCAGCCUCCUGCUCCGAGAGCCUGCGUGCGGCCACGUUCUUCAUUCCCUUCUUUGGGCCGGAGUGCACCCUUUCGCCGAUUACGGGCGGCCUGGCUGUUUCAGGAAUGGAGGGAGGCCCCUCUGGCCGCUGGGCUGUCGUGUCAGACCGCUGGGCCGGCCGCGGACAUCUCCCUUCCUGCCCCGACCGGCCGCUUCAGGGGCCCCCACGCCCGGCGCCCGCAGGAGACAGGCACGCGCUGACUGGAACGUGACGGCAUGAGCGCAUGCGUGCGAGCGCCCCACCGCGGCUCCUGGUCCGCCUCUGUCCUCUCCGCGCGUCCCCUGCAUGUGUGUGUCAGACUGUGCGCGCGUCAACUCCUCGUAGGGCUCUCGGCUACUUGCAAGGCACCCUUGACCUGGACGGAGUUUUAGCUCCUUGGAGCAGAGACUUCCUGAAUCCCUGUGGCCCCAUCACUCGUUCCUCGGCCGUGUUCUCUUGAGUGUUGAGGAACGGGAGCUUUGGGGGAGUGACUUUUUGGAAAGAAACUUAGUUUACACUACUGCACUACUGUCGGUUGUGAGAUGAUUAAACACGCUAUUUAAUUGUA